Molecule: messenger RNA, 243 nt
Organism: Eruca vesicaria subsp. sativa (arugula)
Lineage: Eukaryota; Viridiplantae; Streptophyta; Magnoliopsida; Brassicales; Brassicaceae
Source: the annotation of a GenBank genome assembly
AUGGUAACGACUGAGCAAUUCUUAAAACUUAAAAAGUACCAUCACGGGCAGAGAUUCGUUCGCCGGAGAAGGACGAAUAGAGGAGAGAUCCGUCAUGAUCAGACCGGUGAGAGACAAAAGACAAGAGAGGAGGAGGAGAGAGCGAAUGCUUCUUCGGUUAGGACAAGCUUUAAGCUAACGGUUCCUCCUGAUCAUUCCCCGGAAAGCCGCUGUAAGAAUUUCUCUUGUCGCUUCAAGGUGUAG